Molecule: messenger RNA, 1591 nt
Organism: Erigeron canadensis
Lineage: Eukaryota; Viridiplantae; Streptophyta; Magnoliopsida; Asterales; Asteraceae
Product: probable arabinosyltransferase ARAD1
Exons: 1
Coding region: 63-1442 (459 amino acids)
Molecular function (GO): glycosyltransferase activity
Source: RefSeq, a predicted model, not a curated record
CACCAAGAAAUUAACAUAUUUUUCUUUGUAUACAUGUUAAUGCCCACAACCUGUUUGCCGAAAUGUCUGAAAGAAAUGGCGGUUUUUCGUUACUGUCAAUGAGAUUAUUGAUCGGUUUGUUAUCGAUUGGAUUCGCCGUUUUCGUGUUAUCUUGGUUCUUACUCUUGAGUUCUGAUGCCCGGUCUCGUUUCAUUGAUAACAGUCUUUUAUCUCAUUCAAAACAUUACAUUUCAAAUGCUUAUAAUCCGUCGUUAUUAACGCGUCACAAACAACUUAGAGUGUUUAUGUAUGAUUUGCCUUCUGAGUUCCAUUUUGAACUUUUGUAUUGGAAGCCAGAAGGCAUGAGUAUCUGGCCCGAUAUACGUUUGAAAGUGCCUGAAUACCCGGGUGGAUUAAACGUGCAACAUAGCGUAGCGUACUGGCUUACUUUAGACCUUUUAGCGUCGAGAUUUGAUAAUGACGGUGGUAGGAAUGUUAUUAGAGUUUAUAACUCGAGUGAAGCUGAUGUUAUAUUUGUUCCCUUUUUUUCGUCAGUGUGUUUUAAUCGUUUUUCUAGGCUAAACCCACAUCAGAAAACUAAUAGAAAUAAGGAGCUUCAACAUAAGUUGGUUAAGUACUUAAUGGGUCAACCCGAAUGGAAAAGGUCUGGUGGCAUAGACCAUGUAAUAGUGGCUCAUCAUCCGAAUAGUUUACUAGAUGCUAGAAUGCAGCUAUGGCCAGCCAUGUUUGUUCUUUCUGAUUUCGGAAGGUACCCACCAACUAUAGCAAAUAUCGAUAAAGAUGUAAUUGCACCUUACAAGCAUAUCAUCAAAAGCAAUGUCAAUGAUACAUCAAGUUUUGAUUCUCGACCGAUCUUGCUGUUUUUCCAGGGAGCCAUCUACAGAAAAGAUGGCGGCUUUGUUCGUCAAGAAAUCUUUUAUCUGUUACAAAAAGAAAAAGAUGUUCAUUUUAAAUUUGGAAGUGUUCAAAAACAAGGUGUUCCUUCUGCUACUAAAGGAAUGCAGUCAUCAAAGUUUUGUCUAAAUAUAGCAGGAGACACACCAUCAUCAAAUCGCUUGUUUGAUGCCAUUGUUAGUCACUGUGUUCCGGUCAUUAUUAGUGAUGAAAUUGAGCUACCCUUUGAAGAUGUUCUUGAUUACUCAGAGUUUUGCAUUUUCGUCCGAACAGCAGAUGCUUUGAGAGAAAACUUUCUUAUAAAUUUUAUAAGAAGUAUUGGGAAAGAAGAGUGGACUAAGAAAUGGGAAAAGCUCAAAGAAGUUGAACACUUUUUCGAGUAUCAAUACCCCUCUAAGAACAAUGAUGCUGUGCAGAUGAUAUGGCGAGCUGUGUCAGAAAAGGUUCCUGCGAUAAAGAGGAAACUACAUGUUGCUAGACGGUAUUCAAGAUUUGGAAAACCUUCAAGUAAGUCUAGUUUUCUAUUACCAAGAAACUUCAUUUCUUGAUGUACAAGUAUUAUUUGUUGUUAGAAGAUAUAGACAGUGUAAGGAAUGCAGAUAGGAUAUGUAGAAAAAAAUGUUGUUCAUCAGCUCAUGUUCAUCCACAGUUUUGUAAUAUGAUAUGAUCAAUAUUCAAUAGCUACUUUAGGCUUUAA